CCUCAUCCUCUCAUUUACCAGACGUCAGGCCGCCAUGAGGGCUCAAGGGAACGCGAUGGACUAUGUCGCAUUGCCAAAGAUCGAGCUUCAUGCCCACCUCACGGGCAGCGUCUCGAGACGCACGCUGCACGAAAUAUGGCUUCGGAAGAAGGAAGCCGGCGAGACUGACCUCGAGGACCCGCUAGUCGUCAUGCCGGAGGGCAAGCAUGACUACAAUCUCAAGACAUUCUUCCCGCUCUUCAGCAGCUACAUAUACAACUUGCUGACGGACGAGGAGUCGAUCCGCCAUGCCGUCACGUCCGUGCUCGACGAGUUCCUCGCCGACGGCGUCGUCUACCUCGAGCUGCGGACCACGCCACGCGCAACCGGCUGCCUCUCAGCCGAGGCGUACGUCCGGGUGCUGCUCGACGCCAUGGGCGCGUGGGAGUCCCACUAUGGGGGCGACGACGCGCCGCUGCACGCGCGGCUCAUCCUGUCGGUCGACCGGCGGCACGACCUCGCAACGGCGGAGUCGAUCCUCGCGCUGGCGGCGCGGUUGCGCUCCGAGGGUCACCAGCAGCAGCGAGUCGUCGGCCUUGAUCUCUGCGGGGACCCGACGGCGCGGCCCGACGGCGGCGUGGCCCUCUUCACGCCCGUGCUCGGCGCGGCGGCGAGGGACCCCCACGGGCUGGGCCUGACGGUGCACUUCGCCGAGGCCGAGGCCAGCGGCUCCCGCGCCGAGCUCGACACCCUGCUGGGCUGGCGGCCCGGGCGCCUGGGGCACGUCAUCUGGGUGCGGGAGGACGAGGAGGCGCGGCGCGAGAUUGCCCGCCGCGGGCUGUGUCUCGAGCUGUGCCUGAGCUGCAACGUCCAGGCCGGCAUGGUGCGCGGCGGCUUCGAGGGCCACCACUUUGGCUACUGGCGCGGCGUCGACGGCCCGCGGCUGUCCCUGGGGGUGAGUGCGGGCGGGGCAAACAAGCCAUCAUGGCCGCUUUCCCCCUUUCCCCCUUUCCUUUCCUUCCCUUCCCUUCCUUUGUCGAAGUCAACUCCUCAAUCUGUGGAACCGUGAUGGGCGAGAGAGGUGCAGUGCAUCUUCUUUCGUGUCUGCCCAACACGUGAGAGAGACUGAGAGACGGACCGGUGGCGAGAACAGAGGAAGAAAAUGUGAAUGAGAGGGAGAGACUAAAUUGUGCUGACACGGCCGGGGGUCCAACAGACCGACGACGUGGGCGUCUUCGGCAGCCCCCUUUCCAACGAGUACCGCCUCGUUGCGCAGCACUUCAAGCUCGACCGCGACCAGAUAUGUGCUCUCGCACAGCAGGCCAUCGAUUCUAUCUUUGGUGGCGAGGCUGAGAAGCAGAGACUGCGAGAUAUCAUGUGGACCUGAGUAUGUCGCAGGCACUGGUUGAUGGCGUAGAUGGCUCCGUUUCCACCACCGCGAACCAAUCGUGCCAACGCACUUCCGUGGCAAGCAAAGCAGCAUGACAGGGGGCAACGGGUAUAUUUCUUGUAUGCCAAGGUAGGGGCGACGCUAAGGAGCGCGCUUGCUUCAGACUGCUGCUCAGCAAGCUAUGCAAUUACAAAAGACGGAGCAAAGCAAAGCCCACAACAGAGGGGAGAGCUUUUCCCAUCAAGUCUAAGUUUCCUGCAGAAUGGGGACCUCGUCUUGGCCCAACCAAAAGUAUAUGGACGGCCAUCGCAAGAAAACCUGC
Purpureocillium takamizusanense is the source of this 1691-nucleotide messenger RNA. Its product is annotated as Adenosine deaminase. Lineage: Eukaryota; Fungi; Ascomycota; Sordariomycetes; Hypocreales; Ophiocordycipitaceae. The transcript has 3 exons. The record is from RefSeq and is a predicted model, not a curated record. Gene Ontology annotation, biological process: adenosine catabolic process; inosine biosynthetic process. The coding region runs from base 35 to 1048 and encodes 337 amino acids. Gene Ontology annotation, molecular function: adenosine deaminase activity.